CCCCAUGUCCCUCCUGUGUCCCUUGGGGACAUCGGGAACCCCUGGGGACAUCGGGGACCCGCGGGGACACGGAUCCGGAAUGUCCCCAUGUCCCUUUCCUGUCCCCAAGGGACGCCGGGGACCCGCGGGGACACGGAUCCGGAAUGUCCCCAUGUCCCUUUCCUGUCCCCAAGGGACAUCGGGAACCGCGGGGACACGGAUCCGGAAUGUCCCCAUGUCCCUUUCCUGUCCCCAAGGGACGCCGGGGACCCGCGGGGACACGGAUCCGGAAUGUCCCCAUGUCCCUUUCCUGUCCCCAAGGGACGCCGGGGACCCCUGGGGACAUCAGGGACCUGCAGGGACACGGAUCCGGAAUGUCCCCAUGUCCCUCCCAUGUCCCCAAGGGACGCUGGGAACCCCUGGGGACAUCUGGAACCCUCCGGAAUGUCCCCUGGGGACAUCGGGAACCCUUGGGGACACGGAUCCGGAAUGUCCCCAAGGGACGCCGGGAACCCCUGGGGACACGGAUCCGGAAUGUCCCCAUGUCCCUCCCGUGUCCCCAGAGGACACUGGGGACCUGCAGGGACACGGAUCCGGAAUGUCCCCGUGUCCCUCCCGUGUCCCCAUGUCCUUCCCGUAUCCCCAGAGGACACUGGGGACAAAGAUCUGGAAUGUCCCCAUGUCCCUUUCCUGUCCCCAUGUCCCUCCUGUGUCCCCAUGUCCCCUGGGGACAUGGACCGAGGUGUCCCCAUGUCCCUCCUGGUGUCCCCAUGUCCCUCAGAGACACUGGGGACCCUUGGGGACACAGAUCCAGAUGUCCCCAAGACCCUUGGAUGUCCCCAAAGGACAUUGGGGACCCUUGGGGACACGGAUCUGGAAUGUCCCCAUGUCCCUCCUGUGUCCCCAUGUCCCUCCUGUGUCCCCAGGGGACACUGGGGACCCUUGGGGACAUGGAUCUUGGUGUCCCCAUGUCCCUCCUGGUGUCCCCAUGUCCCUCCUGGUGUCCCCAUGUCCUUGGGGACAUGGACCGAGGUGUCCCCAUGUCCCUCAGAGACACUGGGGACCCUUGGGGACACAGGUCCAGAUGUCCCCAAGACCCUUGGAUGUCCCCAAAGGACAUUGGGGACCCUUGGGGACAUGGACCAAGGUGUCCCCAUGUCCCUUUCCUGUCCCCAUGUCCCUCCUGAUGUCCCCAUGUCCCUCCUGGUGUCCCCAUGUCCUUGGGGACACAGAUCCAGAUGUCCCCAAGACCCUUUGAUGUCCUCAAAGGACAUUGGGGACCCUUGGGGACACGGAUCCAGGUGUCCCCAUGUCCCUCCCGUGUCCCCAUGUCCUUGAGGACAUGGACCGAGGUGUCCCCAUGUCCCU
Molecule: messenger RNA, 1347 nt
Organism: Cyanistes caeruleus (blue tit)
Lineage: Eukaryota; Metazoa; Chordata; Aves; Passeriformes; Paridae
Source: RefSeq, a predicted model, not a curated record